AUGAACACCUGGGUUUUGAUCCUCAUGUCCCCUACGCUUUCCAACUUCUCCAAGCUCGCCAUUACACCGAACAUGGAAGCACCAUCUCAAGGCACUGUUCCUGCCACAUCGGAAGGAAAAGGCAAAGGCAGAGCGCCACCUAGCGAGGAUAGCAGCUCUAGCUCCGAUGACAGUAGCAACGAUGGGGGUGAUUCGGACGAUGAAAACGACACAAACAAUCCAGCAGAUGACCCUGAAGAUUUCGAAGAUGAUGACCGGGAGGAAACUACCAGCAUUUCCGAUAAUAAGUCUCUAUUUGCCCUAGAUCAUUGUCGCCAGCAUGAUUCCACAUACGCCUUUCAAAUUGCCUCCGCGAAGGUGAAAAACUACAGCCUGCGAAUCGAGCGAGGAACUCCAAUACGCUGUUCCUGUCAAGAAGAAGAUUGCCGCCACAGGCAUUGGCUCCUAGAUCAACUUUUAAGGGUCUCGAGUGGACAGGUCGCUGGGCCCUCUGAGGUUGAUCCAUACACACGAAUAUCAGCGAGGGGUUUCGAGAACGUCUGUUUAGAACUCAACUGGGAACUAAGAGGACCUUCAGUAGAUGUGGAAACCGAGUGGCAGUUGCAGAAGCGUGUCAAAUCUCCUUUCGAGCGCCAUCAGCAAACAAUGCGCAUGCUUGCGGACCGCGUGAAUAUUGUCCGCGAUAUAAUGGCCACCCCAGCCCCACUUCAUACUACCGAUGACCACCGAAGAAACCCGCUACAAAAUCCCGAGACGAUCAACGCUCAUAAUAUCUUAGUACCUGGGGACAUAGAGGCUACCCUGUUUCGCUUGCUAGUGCUCGAUGAACAUAUAUUCCAUCAAUAUCAACUCCGGAUACCGACCAAUAUUCAAGCCUCGGACUACUUCUUACAGAUGAAGCGGAAGGCACAGGAGACAUGGGAACUUCUGGAUGAAUACUCUAUAGAUGGACCUGUCUAUGGUCGUCAUUAUGAUGUAAUAUGGUGUGGCCAGAUGCUGGUCAACAUUGUCGAGGCGAUUCACAAUCAUAUAAGAGACAGACUACCUCUACCGCCGGCUUCCCGAGAAAAUGCUGCCUACGCCCUUGUUUCAAUCCUCCAGCUGGUCGUCGACAAAAACUUCGAGAUUUAUGGCAAUUCCGCCAACUGGGUUCGGCGUAGACCCAGUCAUGAGCCAGGCAAAGCACGCAACCUUUACAUGUGGCUGAUUGGAGAAGUAAGUAGUGCAAAUCCUGCAGGCGGGACUUUUGUACUCAGGGCGCUGGAGGAUGUAUCUGAUACGUGUCGCAGUGUUGCGCAACUAGAAGCAAUUUCUAAAACGAUAGCGGAAAUCGCCUGGUCUGCUCCCGAGCCCUAUAGAAAAAGAUUGAGUCAAAUCAUUGCACGGAUGAGGGGCGCGGCCGAACCUGGACCUGGACCUGGACCCCCACCAGGACCCGGGCCGGAUUCUGGGUCUUCAUCGAAGAGACCAGCGGCCCCUGGCCCAUCGAAGCGAAACGUCAAGAGAAUGAAAUGA
Messenger RNA from Lachnellula hyalina, 1515 nucleotides. RefSeq lists its product as uncharacterized. Bases 1 to 1515 code for a protein of 504 amino acids. The record is from RefSeq and is a predicted model, not a curated record. The transcript has 2 exons. Lineage: Eukaryota; Fungi; Ascomycota; Leotiomycetes; Helotiales; Lachnaceae.